AUGAAGUUUCCCUCCACCGCCGACGGCGACGACGGCGACCCGGGUGAUGUCAUCAUCCCGGGCGACUUACCCGACUUUAUCAACAACCUCCCGGAUGAGUGCUUGGCCUGUGUCUUCCAGUGCUUGAGCUCCGGCGACCGGAAAAACUGCUCGUUGGUUUGUCGGCGUUGGCUUCUCGUCGAGGGACAGAGCCGCCACCGUCUGUCCCUCAACGCCCAGUGGGAGCUUUCUGGGUUCAUCUCCUCGAUCUUCACGCGAUUCGAUGCUGUGACCAAGCUCGCCUUGAAAUGCGACCGUAGAUCUGCCAGCAUAAGUGACGACGCGCUCGUUUUGAUCUCUCUGAGGUGCCGCAAGCUCACGCGAUUGAAGCUUCGUGCCUGCCGGGAGCUCACUGAUGCCGGGAUUGGCGAAUUCUCCAAGAACUGUAAGAAUCUGAAGAAACUCUCUUGUGGGUCCUGCAAUUUUGGGGCUAAAGGGAUGAACUUUGUGUUGAACAAUUGUCCUGCACUUGAGGAAUUAUCAAUCAAACGCUUGCGCGGCAUCACCGACGGGGCGGCGGCGGAGCCGAUCGGCCCUGGAGCGGCUGCGUCCUCCUUAAGGGUUAUUUGUUUGAAGGAGCUUUAUAAUGGCCAGUGUUUUGGUCCCUUAAUCAUCGGAGCUAAGAAUUUGAGAACCUUAAAGCUGUUCAGGUGCUCUGGGGAUUGGGAUAAGCUUCUUGAAGUGAUUGCUGAUCGGGUGACUGGGUUGGUGGAGGUCCAUUUAGAGAGGCUCCAGGUGAGUGAUCCUGGACUUGUUGCACUUUCAAAUUGUCUGAACCUUGAAAUUUUGCAUUUGGUUAAAACUCCUGAAUGUACAAAUGAUGGGCUCAAGUCUAUAUCUGAACAUUGUAAGCUUUUAAGGAAACUUCAUAUUGAUGGGUGGAAAACUAAUAGGAUAAGUGACGAAGGGUUGAUUGCUGUAGCAAAGAAUUGUCCCAAUUUGCAAGAAUUAGUGCUCAUUGGUGUCAACCCCACUAAAGUUAGUUUAGAGAAAUUGGCAACAGGUUGCCAAAAAUUGGAGAGAUUAGCCUUGUGUGGGAGUGAGACUGUUGGCGAUGAGGAGAUUUCUUGUAUUGCUCGAAAUUGUGUUGCAUUGAGGAAGCUUUGUAUAAAGAGUUGUCCUGUGUCAGAUCAUGGUAUGGAAGCAUUAGCUGGUGGAUGUCCUAAUUUGGUCAAAGUGAAGGUUAAGAAGUGCAGGGCGGUGACUUCUGAGGGCGCAGAAUGGUUGAGGGCCACUAGAGAAUCACUUGCUGUUAAUUUGGAUGCCCCUGAACCAGAAAAUUUGGAUGCCAGUGCUAGCGAUAGUGGUGCCCAGGAAGGUGUUCACGAGAAUCUACGAGUUGCAGGCCGUAAUGAGAGGCCUAAUAUUGCAUCUGGUAGGUCAACAUCUUUCAAGGCAAGAUUAUUGACUGGGAGAUCACUAGUUGCUUGCACGUUCAGAAGAUGGUCAAGCUUUGGUGGUAGCUCACGAAACAAUUAG
Molecule: messenger RNA, 1518 nt
Organism: Oldenlandia corymbosa var. corymbosa
Lineage: Eukaryota; Viridiplantae; Streptophyta; Magnoliopsida; Gentianales; Rubiaceae
Source: the annotation of a GenBank genome assembly